Messenger RNA from Cooperia oncophora, 918 nucleotides. NCBI's taxonomy places the organism in Eukaryota, Metazoa, Nematoda, Chromadorea, Rhabditida, Trichostrongylidae. The record is from the annotation of a GenBank genome assembly.
GCUGAUAUCUCAAUUGUGACUGGAGCGGAAGAGUCUCGAUUCGACAACUCAGUAGCAGGAGUUCCAGUAAUCUCAUGCGAACGUGAUCACAUCACUGUAACAGUCGAGACUAUACGUCCAUUUGCCGGGAAAAUCUUUGUAAAAGGAGAGUAUUCUAAUCGGAAGUGUAUGCGAGCGUAUGUGAACGGGUUUCCACUACCAUCGGAUGAGACGCUUUUAUCACCGACACGUAAACGACCAGCUUUUCCGGACGAAAAUCCCGCAGGCGCCGGAAUGGAAGGAUCUCGAGAGGCGGGCGGAGAUUAUCUCGACAGUGCUGAAGUAUUCCCCUCACCGGAACAAACCAGUCGUUUUCUGAGUGAAAGUGAUUUACUGGUAUCUGAUCAAGUGAAAUCUGGAAAAGUUCAUCAAAACGCCCCAGAUAGUGCCAAUUUCCUAGCCAGUUCCAAGUGGUCAGGCUAUGGUGGAGUCAGCUCAAGCGACCAUCACGGGUUGCCAUAUGUAGGCGCCUUUGGUGGAUCUUUACGAGAAGAAAUGAAGACAACUGAGGCUCCAGGUCUGAAGGUGUUCCAAAAAUCAAAAGUGGACGUUUCCGACGGUGUUCUAACGUACCCGGGUCCACAAGGACUGACAUCAGCAAACUGUCCUUUGAAAUGCGACCCGUGUAGUUGCGAAAAGGAAAAGAAGGUUGCGGAACGGCGGAGAAGAGACACGAACACCGUGGAGUUGACAGUGCCAUUGGGAGCAUGUAACGCCAAACGUGACCGAAAAAUGUCCCCACCUACUCUGACGGUAUCGUUCGUCGCCAUCAUCUCAUUCCACGACUCGUUUAUCACCAAACUCGAUCGCGCCUACCGUAUACAAUGUGCCUAUGUGGAAACCAACAAAAGUCUCAGCACACAGCUUGACGUCGAGUGA